Messenger RNA from Phyllostomus discolor (pale spear-nosed bat), 2525 nucleotides. It is a transcript of the gene TBX5, whose product is annotated as T-box transcription factor 5. Gene Ontology annotation, molecular function: DNA-binding transcription factor activity, RNA polymerase II-specific; RNA polymerase II cis-regulatory region sequence-specific DNA binding. The record is from RefSeq and is a predicted model, not a curated record. Gene Ontology annotation, biological process: cardiac left ventricle formation; positive regulation of DNA-templated transcription; cell fate specification. Lineage: Eukaryota; Metazoa; Chordata; Mammalia; Chiroptera; Phyllostomidae. Bases 718 to 2277 code for a protein of 519 amino acids. The transcript is spliced from 10 exons. Gene Ontology annotation, cellular component: nucleus.
GAAAACCCCAGCCAGCCCCCAAUGACUGUUUGAUUAUUUUAAUAAAACUGAGCAUUGCCUGUAUACACAUCCAGCCAGGGAGGUCUGGUGGCCCUGGGGGUGGGGUGGGGGCCAAUGGCGAGUUCUCGGCAUCUUUGAUCUCAGGCCCCCAUCCCAACCCACCUUCACCCUGCCUUCACCCCGCAGUCACUGGGAGUCUGGGUGAUGAGUGGGGAGGGGGAGAGAUGUCAGGGCGGCUAGCGGCGGCCGGCUGGGCCAGGCGGGGUCAUGUAGCUCUCCCUCUUGAGGUCAGCGUUGGAGACAGAGCCCGGGCCAGGCUGCAGAGGGGGUGUCCUGCGUUCAGACUCCGCUCUCUGCACAGCCCGCGUCGCCCGCCGAGAUUGCUUCCCGGGGCAGAAGCCGACCGCUUUCUGCGAUGAUUUGUGCAGGAUUUUUUGCAGCCACCGAGCCGCACUCAGAGCAGCAAAGAUGGAUGGACUCUGGGAAGGGGUUGGAGGGGAGGGGGUGAUCUGGAGGUCUGAGUUUGAGAGUCGUGUUGUGAUGCAGCAGUAGCCGCUAGUCCGGGCACGCAGUACCGCGCAUAAACCCGGAGCCACCAUGCCGGCGCCCCCGCCUCGCCGCCGGCUUCCCUGCUAGGAGCACCAGGGAUGUGGUGAAUGCACCGGCUUCACCCAGCGAGUGCAGGACCCCGCGCGGUCACAGGGCCCCGGGCACACCAUGGCGGACGCAGAGGAGGGCUUUGGCCUAGCGCACACUCCCCUGGAACCUGACUCGAAGGAUCUACCCUGCGACUCGAAGCCCGAGAGCGCGCUAGGGGCCCCCAGCAAGUCCCCUUCGUCCCCGCAGGCCGCCUUCACCCAGCAGGGCAUGGAAGGGAUCAAGGUGUUUCUUCAUGAACGAGAACUGUGGCUGAAAUUCCAUGAAGUGGGCACGGAAAUGAUCAUAACUAAGGCUGGAAGGCGGAUGUUCCCCAGCUACAAAGUGAAGGUGACGGGCCUCAAUCCCAAAACGAAGUACAUUCUCCUCAUGGACAUCGUCCCCGCCGACGACCACAGAUACAAGUUUGCAGAUAAUAAAUGGUCCGUGACGGGGAAAGCGGAGCCGGCCAUGCCGGGCCGGCUGUACGUGCACCCGGACUCGCCGGCCACGGGGGCGCACUGGAUGCGGCAGCUCGUGUCCUUCCAGAAACUCAAGCUCACCAACAACCACCUGGACCCGUUCGGGCAUAUUAUUCUAAAUUCCAUGCACAAAUACCAGCCCAGAUUACACAUCGUGAAAGCGGACGAAAAUAAUGGAUUUGGCUCAAAAAACACUGCCUUCUGCACCCACGUCUUUCCUGAGACGGCCUUUAUCGCGGUGACUUCCUACCAGAAUCACAAGAUCACCCAGUUGAAGAUUGAGAAUAACCCGUUUGCCAAAGGAUUCCGGGGCAGCGAUGACAUGGAACUCCACAGAAUGUCAAGGAUGCAAAGUAAAGAGUAUCCGGUGGUUCCUAGGAGCACGGUGAGACAAAAAGUGGCUUCCAACCACAGCCCUUUCAGCAGUGAGCCUCGAGCUCUCUCCACCUCAUCCAACUUGGGGUCCCAGUACCAGUGUGAGAAUGGUGUGUCCGGACCCUCCCAGGACCUCCUGCCCCCGCCCAACCCGUACCCGCUGCCCCAGGAGCACGGCCAGAUCUACCACUGCACCAAGAGGAAAGCAGAUGAAGAGUGCUCCACCGCAGACCACCCCUACAAGAAGCCCUACAUGGACACCUCGCCCAGCGAAGAGGACCCGUUCUACCGCCCCAGCUACCCCCAGCAGCAGGGCCUGAGCGCCUCCUACCGGACAGAGUCGGCCCAGCGGCAGGCCUGCAUGUACGCCAGCUCCGCGCCGCCCAGCGAGCCGGUGCCCAGCCUGGAGGACAUCAGCUGCAACACGUGGCCCAGCAUGCCCUCCUACAGCAGCUGCACGGUGACCACCGUGCAACCCAUGGACAGGCUGCCCUACCAGCACUUCUCCGCCCACUUCACCUCGGGGCCCCUGGUCCCCCGGCUGGCCGGCAUCGCCAACCACGGCUCCCCGCAGCUCGGAGAGGGCAUGUUCCAGCACCAGACCUCCGUGGCCCACCAGCCUGUGGUCAGGCAGUGUGGGCCUCAGACUGGCCUGCAGUCCCCCGGCAGCCUGCAGCCGUCGGAGUUCCUCUACUCCCACGGUGUGCCGAGGACCCUGUCCCCACACCAGUACCACUCUGUGCACGGGGUCGGCAUGGUGCCGGAGUGGAGCGAGAAUAGCUAAGGGCGGCCCGCGUCCUCACAGAUGUUUGCUAGAGAGAGAGAAGGAGAGAGGGAGAGAGAGAGGGAGAGCGUGCGGGAGAGAGGAGAGAGGCAGCAGCAGAGAAACCCCACGGACAAGACUCUCCAUUGUACCCCAUGUUCACGCCUGCACUCGAGACCCCCCCAGACACUGAUCUAAUCAGUAUCCCCGAAACCACAGUUCAAAAAGUGUGACUUUGUUGUUUCAUCUCAAAACUUCAAAACCAAACA